AUGGCUUCAUCGACCAAAGCAGCCCGCAUGGGCGAGGAAGUGUGGAAGACUCGAGUAGACAAGGUCAGCGCCGAACUCGUCACCCUCACAUACGGUACCAUUGUCGCGCAACUAUGCAAGGACUACGAAUACAACUACGCCGAUGUCAACAAGCAACUGGAGCGCAUGGGAUACAACAUCGGUAUACGGCUGAUUGAAGACUUCCUGGCCAAGUCGAGCGCGCCUGCCUGCACCAACUUCCGCGAGGUCUCGGAGAUGAUCUCAAAGGUCGGCUUCAAGAUCUUCCUCAACAUCACACCGACAAUCACCAACUGGUCAAGCGACAACAAGCAGUUCUCCCUCAUCUUCGAGGAGAACCCGCUGGCCGACUUCGUAGAGCUGCCUGACGACGGCCGCGCGCAGGACGAGCUGUGGUUCUCCAACAUACUGGUGGGCGUGCUACGGGGUUCACUAGAGAUGGUACACAUGCAGGUGGAAGCGCACUUUGUCAGUGACGUCCUUCGCGGUAACGACACAACGGAGAUGCGGAUAACGCUGAUCCGCUACAUUGACGACGAGAUGCCACCCGAUGACGAGUAG
Molecule: messenger RNA, 579 nt
Organism: Alternaria ethzedia
Lineage: Eukaryota; Fungi; Ascomycota; Dothideomycetes; Pleosporales; Pleosporaceae
Exons: 5
Coding region: 1-579 (192 amino acids)
Biological process (GO): endoplasmic reticulum to Golgi vesicle-mediated transport; intra-Golgi vesicle-mediated transport
Cellular component (GO): cis-Golgi network membrane; TRAPP complex; cytosol
Source: RefSeq, a predicted model, not a curated record